AUGCUUACUGGCCUUACAAGCUUAUUGGAAUUAUCUCAUGGAACAAUUAUCCAGGCACCAGUUCAUCAGUACUUGGGAAUAUUGGACUUAUUUGAUGCUGGCCAUCUUAUUAAUUCCUAUCCGUCUUAUAGAGUAGAUCUUCCUCAGCUAAUUUCAAGUUCCAUAUCAUUCUUAAUAUUUUUACUCGGAUUAAGAACCCAUUCUGGAAUUUCAAAAUUGAUUAAAACCCCUUCACGAAGCACCUCUCAAAACCAAGGAAAAUUAAAAUAUUUCCAAGAUUUAAACAUUUGGUUAAUAAUGUCCUUAUUUCUUUGGUCAAUUAGCUACCUUCUCUUAGUGAUCGACAGAUUGUUCAUCCCUCAACAGAAUCAAUUCCUUGUUAAUUCCCAAUUUCUAACUGAUUUCUUGUCAAUAACUGCAAAUUUCGGUAGAUUAUUUGUGUACAUUUCUUUGAUUUCAAUCAUAUAUCCUGAUUUCCCCAUUGAUGUCUCAUCUUCUCCAAAACGACAAAUUUCGAAACCCAUGAAUGUGAUCAAACAUGAAACUCCAAAUUUAGAUGAAUUAAUUUAUCAAUGUCAUACUUUGGUAGAUCAUCCAACUAAUUUUGAAAAACAUUCCACUUCAAAAUUAUCAAAGAAAGAUUCAAAAUCAAAAUCUUCUUUUACUAAAUCUCCAAAUAAUGAUGAUCUUCCAAAUUCUCCUUUAAGUCAAACAAGUUUAAUAGGCGAAGCAUUACAUCAACAAAUCGUGGUUGAAUUGACAAAAGAAAGAAUUGUGGAACCUGCUUAUAUGCAUGCUUAUAUAAAUCCUCACGUCUCUCAUAGAAAUAAUUUAAAAUCUCCUACUCCAAGUGACAGACCUCUUAGUCAUGCAUCAGAUUUAUUAGCUCCAUUACCAAGUCCAAAUUCGGAUUUUGCUACUGCUGAUAAUAAUAGGAGUAUUAUUAAUGGUAGAACUUUGUUUUUUCAAAAUAAUAAUCCAAAAAUAGCCCCAGAUAAUGAGGAAAUAGUGAUCGGUGCUCCUUCAAAUCAAAGUUACAUGAACAGAAUAAAUCGGUAUGAUAAAGAUCAAAAUUUUGUUAGCAUUAAUGUCAUUGAACAAAAUAAUUUUAAGGAUGUUAAAGGGGAUCAAUAUAAUCAAAAAGACAGAACUGGUGUUAAUAAUAUUGUUAUAGAUACUGAUUUAAGGAACAAUAUUGGUAAACAAAUUAAUAAUGAUUUCUUGAGUCCACCAAAGAUUGAAAAGAAACGUAAAAAGGGCAAUGUUCAUAAUACUGUAAGAGAUAAUUCCACUGUUAUAUAA
Molecule: messenger RNA, 1302 nt
Organism: Cetraspora pellucida
Lineage: Eukaryota; Fungi; Glomeromycota; Glomeromycetes; Diversisporales; Gigasporaceae
Source: the annotation of a GenBank genome assembly